AUGGCUACCAUGGUAGAGCAGAAAGUUUCACGCGCUGAGGAACGUCUUGGCUUCACGUUCACCGUCGACAAGGGUCCUUGCGUGGAGUCACUGAACACUGCUGGCUUGACCUUCUACCAGGGUCAAAGAGUUCGCAAGAACAAUGUCCUGGCUGUCCAUGGAGACAUACAGGCGGCUGCGUACUUGUCAACCUUGUGGAUUGGCAAGGACGGUUUAACCAAAGGGCAAUGGACCGAAAUUCGCAAACUCCUUGCGAACGAAAACUUGGCCCAAGUUGGGGUCGCUCAUGGUCUCGAAGAAUGCGUCAUUCUCAAUCAUGGCACGACCCAGGUCUCGGGCGGCAUGAUGGCGACCACCGUCGAGGCCCUUCUUGGUGCCGUCCAUCUCGCAGGCGGGUCGGAGGCUCUUGGUCGAGUGAUGGCUCGUCUCGGCCUGAUCCACAACCUGCUCACAUGA
Messenger RNA from Anthostomella pinea, 456 nucleotides. NCBI's taxonomy places the organism in Eukaryota, Fungi, Ascomycota, Sordariomycetes, Xylariales, Xylariaceae. The record is from the annotation of a GenBank genome assembly.